AUGAACUCAAUUCAUCUUGCAGCUCAUCAGAGAUCUGCAACUCUACACCAGCAACCUCACCCAAAAAGUGCCCAAGAAGCAACGGAGAUGGCCGUUUAUUGCGACAAUUUCAGCAUGUAUCACCAUCAGAAUCUGCACACUUCUCAGAGGGCACCCAAUUACGGUAUAGGGGAUUAUACACCAUCAACAAACCCCUAUUUGUGGCUCGGUGGGCCUGGAGUAAACAGUUCACCAAGUUACCUUCAUGGCAACAACUCAGCUUCUUACAUGCCGCCAUCAUAUGGAUCCCAGAGACAAUUCCUGCCAAAUUCAUCAGGUUUUGGAGGGACGGACCUUGGAUGGUUGUCCAUAGCCUCCCAGGAAGAACUGCUGAAGCUUGUGAGGCCACCGUAUUCCUACUCAGCUCUUAUCGCCAUGGCCAUUCAAAAUGCCCCGGAAAAGAAACUCACCCUCAGCCAGAUCUACCAGUAUGUGGCCGACAACUUUCCCUUCUACAAAAAGAGCAAAGCGGGAUGGCAGAAUUCCAUCCGGCAUAACCUGUCCCUUAAUGACUGCUUCAAGAAAGUUCCAAGAGAUGAGGAUGACCCAGGAAAAGGAAAUUAUUGGACUCUAGACCCCAACUGCGAGAAGAUGUUUGACAAUGGAAACUUUCGCAGGAAGAGAAAGCGCAGAUCAGAAUCCAGCAAUGUUGAAGCUGUCACGGGUAAAGGUGAAGAAGGUCACUCUGCUUUAGGGGGGAAAGAUGGAGGAAGUUCAUCUAUGCUGACCCCUUCAUCCCCUGAGAUGGAAUUGACCGCAGAUGAUAGGAAAAGCACCUCUCCUCCAGCCAUCACCUCUACCCCUUGCUUGAAUAACUUUUUUAGUAGCAUGACCUCCUUGGACUCUACCUCUGUGAACAGACAGAUGUCUCUGGGGCUGGUGAAUGAACUCUCACAGAGGAACAUUACUGGUUUAAGCAGUUUCACCUCAGGCUCUGUGGUGGAGCCAUCUGCAGAUAUACAGGACAGCUUGCACCUCAGCCGAGCCCCCUACUACAACACUUUCGCCAGCUCCACCAAUCAGAGUAACCAGUUCAACAGCCAUUUCUACAACACCUUCAGUGUCAACAGCCUGAUAUACACAAGGGAAGGGAGCGAAGUCUAA
Nanorana parkeri is the source of this 1143-nucleotide messenger RNA. RefSeq names its product forkhead box protein I1c-like. The transcript is spliced from 2 exons. The record is from RefSeq and is a predicted model, not a curated record. Gene Ontology annotation, molecular function: RNA polymerase II cis-regulatory region sequence-specific DNA binding; DNA-binding transcription factor activity, RNA polymerase II-specific. Gene Ontology annotation, biological process: anatomical structure morphogenesis; regulation of transcription by RNA polymerase II; cell differentiation. Lineage: Eukaryota; Metazoa; Chordata; Amphibia; Anura; Dicroglossidae. The coding region runs from base 1 to 1143 and encodes 380 amino acids.